UGGGAAAUGCCUGUAUGACAAACUCUUCUUGCAAUAUGUGAGUAGAGAAAAAUAAUGAGCUGCUAGUUCAGAAAUUAAGGUUUAAAAGACGAACCGGAGGUAGAAGGAUCACAGUCGGAAACAGUUUAACAUUCAUAACAGAUACUUCAGAAUAUGAAUCACAAGAUUCCGAUUUUGAGCCUGAUAAGUUUUUCUUCAGUAUGGAUAAAAGAACUACAAAGGAGAUGAGGGAUCAAGAUACUUUUAAUGACGAUAGGAUUACUUUUAAAAGACCAGGUCGAUCCUCCAAAUUGUUUAAACCUAAGAUAAUGAAAUAAGCUAAAGAAAUAUAUCGACCCCGAAUUAUAUGCCAUUUAUAAAAACAUCUUUGGUGACAUGAAAGCUUAUGAGUUUUCAUAUAAAUAAGUCAGAUGUUGAAAAUUUGGACCUUAACUUGAAGUUGCUGGAAAUACGAGAAGUCACAAAAUUAGAAGAAGAUGAAUAUUACUUUGGUGAGUGGAACCCAGAGACUAAGCUUCCUGAAGGCAGGGGAGUUAGUAUUACUAGAAAUAAAUCUAUCCAUAUGGGAUUCUUUAAAGAUGGUAAACCUGAUGGUGUAGGCAGAGUUACUUACAUCAACGGGAAAGUUUACCAAGGGCAAUUUAGACAAGGUGAAAUUGAAGGCUAUGGGAUUUUUAUUCUCACCAAAGAAGGAACUAAGAUGAAAGGUAACUGGAAGAGAGGGAAGGCUCAUGGGGAAUGAUAUCAAAUCAUGAAAGACGGGACUACCUUUAGAGGCAGAUUUAUCAAUGGUAUAAAGAAUGGAUACGGAGAAUUCAUUUGGUCUAAUGGUGAUUCUUAUCAAGGUAACUUAGAGAACAAUAAAAUGCAUGGAUUUGGUCAAAUGAAUGUCAAAAAGAGGAGAAAUAGAAAUUCAAUCAAAGGUUCAAAAACAAAUAAGAAUGAAGGGUACAUCUACAGAGGUAAUUUCUACGAAGGAAGAAAACAUGGAGAAGGAAUCAUUAAAUAUGACAAUGGAGAUAUUUAUGACGGACAUUUUCACCUGGAUAAAUUUGAUGGGCCAGGUAAAUAUACUCAAUCAGAUGGUAAGGUGUUUGAUGGAAUUUGGAGAAGAGGAAAAAUCAAAGAUAAUGGAAAGCUUUAUAGCAUAGAAGAGAUCCAAUAACCCUCAUAUUUCUUA
Molecule: messenger RNA, 1180 nt
Organism: Moneuplotes crassus
Lineage: Eukaryota; Ciliophora; Spirotrichea; Euplotida; Euplotidae
Source: the annotation of a GenBank genome assembly